This is a messenger RNA of Gaeumannomyces tritici R3-111a-1, 4038 nucleotides long. RefSeq lists its product as hypothetical. The coding region runs from base 112 to 3801 and encodes 1229 amino acids. Gene Ontology annotation, molecular function: ATP hydrolysis activity. The record is from RefSeq and is a predicted model, not a curated record. Gene Ontology annotation, biological process: double-strand break repair. The transcript has a single exon. Lineage: Eukaryota; Fungi; Ascomycota; Sordariomycetes; Magnaporthales; Magnaporthaceae.
CCCAAAGAAAACAAGCACUUGAGCCUCACUGCAACGUCCAACUACCACGACUGCCCGGCGCUUCGCAAUGUCGCAUCCUGCCGCCGGUCCACCCUAGUCGUCCGUCCAAUCAUGCAGCGGGCGGCAGCUGAGAGAAGCGCGCGAUGGCUGCUGUUCAGCGACCUCCACUUCAAGCACAAGGACCUGGACCGCGUACGGCUCACGGCGCAAUGGAUCGUGGCGCAGGCCGAGCAGCACCACGUGCGGCGGGUCAUCGUCUGCGGCGACUUGCUGACGAGCCGGACGAUGCAGCCGACGCACGUGCUGUCGGCGUGCUACCGCUUCAUCAGUGACCUCAGCGACGUCGUGCCGCACAUCAACAUCGUGCUCGGCAACCACGACCUGGCCUACCGGCGUGACUACCGCACAACCGCCCUCGACGCGCUCGGCAUGCGGCGGCUGUCUCCGUUUGUGUCUCUGCACAGCGGGAUCGAGCGUGACGUUUGGGAUGGCCAUCGCGUGCUGCUUCUGCCCUUCCGCGAGGAGCAAGAAGAGCUUACGGCCGCUGUGGACGCGCUGGAUCCGGCCGAGGCGAUGGAGACGCUGGCCUUUGCCCAUCUGGCUAUUAACAAAGCUAUCACCCAACGACAUAUUGUGCCAAGCCCUAGCAGGAAAACGCCCCGUCCUCCUAGUACCAUCAGGUACCGAGGCCUAACCGGCCCGGGUCGCUUCGCUUCGCUCGCGCGGACUUUUACGGGGCAUUUCCACAGUCAUCAAGUUUUGCGCCAAGAGCCGCCGGAGGGCAGUGCUGCCCACACGGAUCCCCUGCAAGGCAGCGUGAUGUACCUCGGCUCACCACUGCAGCUGACCUGGGCCGACUUGCGCGACGAGCAGCGGGGAGUUGUUCUGUGCGACCCCAGCACGCUCGCGUGCGAGAUGCUCGUCAACCCACACGCCAUAGGCUACACUACCAUCGACGUCAAUGAUGUACUCGAUGGAACUGUCGACGUGGCAGCUAUAGCGGAAAAGCACGUCAUGCUCCUCGGCGAGCUGACCCGUUUCAAGUAUGCAACGGCCCGCGACCAGCUGCUGUCCCUCGGCGUGCGGAGUGUGCGGAACUGGAGCCCCAUGGGCCCUGUCAUCCAGGCCGGCCAUCGAGCUUCUGGAGCCUUCGGCGCAUCCGUACCUUCGAGCGAUGCUGCCGUCCAAGAACUGGAACAGCCAGCCGAGGACUCGGUGGAACGGGACACAAAGAGUGACAUCUCGGUCCCACUAGAGACGGAGAUAGGGCCAACACCACAUCGGCUUGAUCUUGGGGCCGAGGCGCAGAAUUAUGUUAAAACCCUAUCGUUGGAUUCAUCCCUUGAGCCAAGGCGAAAGGAGCUGAUCCAAGCUGGGCAGCGCGUCAUCCAAGCCUCCAGUACAUUCACAAAUGAGGACAGCGAGGCAGAAAUCCACUAUCACGAUUUUUUCGGCGAGAAUCCAGGUCCUGUGACUUCACAAGGCUCGGCUACGCUAGCAAGAGCAUCGAGCGAUGUCUUUGUUGCAGAGCCCCAAUCUCUAACUAUCAAGAACUUUCUCGGUGUGCAAGGCGUCCUUACCAUUGACUUCAAGAGAGGUUUGCCGCGCGGACUAGUCUUUCUGGUGGGCGACAAUGGUUCUGGCAAAAGCACCAUCGUCGAGGCCAUGGUAUGGUGUCAGUUUGGGCGGUGCAUCCGCAGUGGCUUGGCGGCCAACGAUGUCAUCAACGAUACGGCGGGCAAGGAUUGUUCCGUCAGUUUAGCAUUUUCCAACGGCUACACCAUAACAAGGCACCGCAAGGACAAAACGUACAAAAACCGCAUCAUUGUGUCGUUAAACGGCGAGCCGCAAACCCAGAUGGAGCACCCUGAUGCGCGCACAACGCAAGCAGCCAUAGACGAGCUGCUCGGCAUCGACUACGAGACGUACGUUCGGUCAGUUGUGUUGGGCCACGAAAGUGCAGCAAGUUUCUUGAACUCGACGUUAACACAGCGACGAAACCUCAUUGAACAGUCUUUGGGACUGUCCACGCUGACCCGGUGUGGGCAAAUGUCGAGGCUUAUCCUUAAGGACCUUGACUUGGAAGUGACCGAAAUCCAGAAAAGGAUUGCUGGUGUCGAGAGAGUGAUGGAGUCCAACGAGAGGGAACAGAGGGACUUAAAAAAAUCACAAAAGCGGCUCACCCUGGAGGCAGAAAGGGUGGCCGUGACCCUGGAUGCCGCGGCGCAGCAACACAGUUCAGCACAACAGGAAACUGUCGAGCAGGGUCCAACACCAGCCCAAAACCUUGCGGAAGUGGACAAGCGGAUUGCUUUCAUCAGGCAGAAUAUGAAGCCGCUGCUAGAACAGAACGACUCAGCCGAGAUUUGCAUCGCCUUCCACGCCGAGAUUUCGAGCUCUCAACGACGCCUUUGGUUAGAACAAGGACGCUUGGAACGGCUCCGGAUCGAAUACAAUCGCCUGAUCAACCAAGAAGCAGCCAGACCAACAACGUGGUGGGAUCGAGCGCAACAGCGAUGUUUGCGGGAGCUCGAACUUGUAUCUACGGCGCAGCCCGUCGGCUUGCCGAAAAUCAUAUGCUUAGCAACAAUCCUCGCAAUCCGCACUCAGUUGUCCGCUUUAAAAGUCUGGGCUCGCAUGGCCAGGUUUUUCAAAAUGGAUAAAGACAAAAAUCUUAAAGACCUCGAGGCGGCGAUAGUGACUGUCGGCUUGGACAUGAAGAAUAUUACACGACUUGUUUCUCAGCUUCAGUUUGACACCGAGGCGGCUGCCGCAAUUGCGAGAGUGGCGGCAAAUCGUGGCAUGGACAGCAAAGAGGCGGAGAGGGUAGUAUCGGCUAUGCCGCUGGAAACUGCCAAAACAAUAAAAGAGCAACUCGGUCAUGCCGUCAGGGAGCAUUGGACUCUGCAGCAAGAGCGAAAUUCCCACCUUGAUGAGGCCAGGCUGUUGGCACGAAGAGUGGAAAGGGCGCGAAUCUCGGGAGAAAAGCAGGCCGGGGAGCAGGAGAAUUUGCAGCAUAAGCUGGCCGCGAAAAGGGGGGAAGCGGCAAUAUACGAGAGACUCGCCGAGGGGAAGAGAGCGAGCCUCACCUCGCUCCGGUGUGAGCAUGAAGACCUUGGCGCCGACCUUGUGCGCCUGGCGGCCACCCGCGAGCUCUUUGCCUUCUGGGCCUCGGCAUUCGCGAAGCGCACGCGCCGAAUCUCGACAGCCGAGUCGACAAAAGCCAUCGCCACCUUCCGCGAGUACGUGCUCAACCAGUCGCUCGCCGAGCUGAACACGCUUCUGCCGCAGGUCCUGACGGUUCUUUAUGACGACACACGUCACGCGAGGGCCAUGACGACGGGAAUCCUGCGCGCGCUGUUCGAGAGCGACGACGGCGGUGGACCCCUGGACACAGUGGACACAGCAACACCCGUGCUCGACAACACCCUCGCCGUCCACCCGUCCCUCGCGUACGGAAAGCGGUCCAGCGGCGAGCGUAAGCGCAUGGACCUCGCCGUGUUUUUUGCGCUGCUCCAGGUGCGCCAUGCGCGCAGCUCCCACCGCGCCCAUUACGUGCUGGUCGACGAGGUGUUCGACAGCCUCGACGAGGCAGGCCAGGCCGCCGUCGUGCGCUGGUGCGCCUUUGCCGCCCGCCGGGUUGCCGGCUGGAUCGUGGUUAUUACACACUCGCGUGUCCUUAUCGACCAAGCCAACCGCUAUCACAAAGAGGCGGAUGAUGGCUACGACCUGGGCUCGGUUGUCACAAUCCGUGCGCACAUGAAGGAAAAUGGCAUGGAACUGUGCUUUAAUAAAGAUUAAUAACUAUGGUCACCAUCUCUCCUUGCUUCACAUCCACCUCGGGCACCGUCACGUUCUUUCCGCUUCGUGCGACCUUGCAGCAGCCUGAUAAGCACUUUUAAGCUUGCCCUCUGCUAUUUUCUUACAAAGGCCAGCCCGCAACCCAGUACGCGUUGCCCAAGUUUUUACACCAGUCGCUGCCGUAUCCACACUUAAAGUCCUCGGGCAGGCGCGCCGGCUUUAAGCUUUCCGCACCUG